GUUUUCAUUAAUUAACCCUAUUUAAAUUAUAUUUAAAAAUAAAUUCGAAUUUAGAUAACAACAAAAACUACCGAAAUAAUGUGAAAUUAGAAUUCCUAUAUGAUUGGGAGUAACCCCAUAUUUAACUCAGUUGUAUUUUAUGUGAUAUGCCGUAGAGAAAUUAGGGUUUUGUUUCGACGAUGAGCUGUUGUUCAAUUCUCAAACCUCAAAAAGUUGAAGAUAUUCUUAAAAACACAACAACUUUUCCUACUACAUGGAUUGAUCCUGCUUUACUAAUGUCUUACUGUUCUUCAUCUAACUAAAUGUGGAUUUUUUAACGAUGUGUUUUAUGGUUUAGAAAUAAUUCCCUCUUUGCAAGAGUUCAAAUUGGAAAAUGUAGCGGUAAGUGAAAAUAAUUUAUCUAAGUUUAUUACUACUAAGUGCCCUUAUAUUAGAGAAUUGAGUUUGGUUAACUGUCCCUGUUUACGUGAUAUAGUUAUACCUAAAUUAGAUCGUUUGAAGAAACUUUAUGUUGAGAUGAUUGAGCAUAAUUAUACUUAUAUCAACAUACAAGUUGUUGCUUCUGGUUUACAAGUGUUCCAUUUUGUUUUUCGGAGUAAUAAAAUAGUUGCUCUCGCUCACAUGGAUAUUCGUGCUUGUGAUUAAUAGAGGUUGGUUCCUCAACUUGAAAAGUCAUCUUGAGAGUUUUAGCAACUACAAUACAAUAUUGGACUUACGCAUUCGUGCACAGACAAGUUAUUUUGUGGGCAAAUUAAAUGGAAGAACUCCAACAAAACCGCUACGUCAUAUUAUUGCUUCACUUGCAUAUGUGGUAUAUGUGAAAAAGUGGAUUGUGUAAAAGGCAAGUGUGUAGAAACUGGAGAAUUUCUGGGACUUGGAUUCAAAUGUGAAUGUGAUCCUGGUUGGACACAAAUUCAACUUGGCCCUCUUACUAUUCCAGCAUGCACUCUUCCCAACUGUACACUCGAUUUUGGUUGUACGGGUCAUACACCGUCGCCACAUCCAUCUCCUCAAAGCUCACCCUUUAACAUUACCGAUCCUUGUAGUUUAAUAUGGUGUGGUGAUGGAAAAUGUGAAAUUAGUGGAAUGGGACAUUAUUGCAAAUGUAAUGAAGGCUCUUCCCAAUACAUGAAUAUGUCUAAGCUACCUUGUCUUGAUAAAUGCGUUUUUGGAGCAGAUUGCAAAGGAGUGGCAGUAGAACCCACGCCUAGCCUUCCACAUGAUGGACCAUGCAAGUUUGUGGAUUGUGCCAAAGGAAAGUGUGUAGAGACUGGAGAAUUUGCUGGACUGGGAUUCGAAUGUAUUUGUGAUCCUGGUUGGAAACAAAUUCAACUUGGCCCUAUUACUUUCCCUGCAUGCAAUGCCCCCAACUGUACGCUCCAUUUAGGUUGUGGGAGUCAAGCAGCCUUGCCACCACCUUCCUCUCUAGCACCCUUCAACAUUUUUGACCCUUGCAGUUUUGUAUGGUGUAAUAAUGGAAAAUGUGAAGUUAAUGGAACGAAACAUUACUGCCAAUGCAACGAAGGCUCCGAAAAUUUAAUGGAUGUACCUGAGCUACCUUGUUUUGAUCAAUGUGUAUUUGGAGCUGAUUGUAAAGGAGUCCAGCUGCUUGUUCCGAGUCCUCCACCCCCUCCGCCUUCGCGGGAUGGAUCCAGUGGUGUCCCUAAAGAUCCCAAUUGUUCGAUGAGUCUUCGUGCUUUCUCUGUUUUGCUGUUAUUUACCAUCUUCCAUGUUUUAAUGUAAAUGUUGAUUAUCGUAAGGAAUGUUGAUAUUUAAAGAAUGAAUAAAACACGAUUACGACAUGA
Messenger RNA from Solanum pennellii, 1805 nucleotides. RefSeq names its product neurogenic locus notch homolog protein 3-like. Lineage: Eukaryota; Viridiplantae; Streptophyta; Magnoliopsida; Solanales; Solanaceae. The transcript has 11 exons. Bases 1087 to 1743 code for a protein of 218 amino acids. The record is from RefSeq and is a predicted model, not a curated record.